Messenger RNA from Pan troglodytes (chimpanzee), 8323 nucleotides. RefSeq names its product collectin subfamily member 10 (gene COLEC10). The transcript has 7 exons. NCBI's taxonomy places the organism in Eukaryota, Metazoa, Chordata, Mammalia, Primates, Hominidae. The record is from RefSeq and is a predicted model, not a curated record. Gene Ontology annotation, biological process: ossification. Gene Ontology annotation, molecular function: growth factor activity. Bases 146 to 835 code for a protein of 229 amino acids.
GAUUAUUUAGCCCAGCCUCAUAGACUUAUAGAUAACAAAAGAAAAUACCAGAGAUGUUAAAUGACCCACACAAGACCACAUUGCUGGAGAUGAUGGUGAAAAAGGAGAUCCAGGAGAAGAGGGAAAGCAUGGCAAAGUGGGACGCAUGGGGCCGAAAGGAAUUAAAGGAGAACUGGGUGAUAUGGGAGAUCAGGGCAAUAUUGGCAAGACUGGGCCCAUUGGGAAGAAGGGUGACAAAGGGGAAAAAGGUUUGCUUGGCAUACCUGGAGAAAAAGGCAAAGCAGGUACUGUCUGUGAUUGUGGAAGAUACCGGAAAUUUGUUGGACAACUGGAUAUUAGUAUUGCUCGGCUCAAGACAUCUAUGAAGUUUGUCAAGAAUGUAUUCCAGGCACUGAAGCUGAAGAGUGUCAAAGACAUGGUCCUUGUCCUUAAGACAUUCACAGUGAUAGCAGGGAUUAGGGAAACUGAAGAGAAAUUCUACUACAUCGUGCAGGAAGAGAAGAACUACAGGGAAUCCCUAACCCACUGCAGGAUUCGGGGUGGAAUGCUAGCCAUGCCCAAGGAUGAAGCUGCCAACACACUCAUCGCUGACUAUGUUGCCAAGAGUGGCUUCUUUCGGGUGUUCAUUGGCGUGAAUGACCUUGAAAGGGAGGGACAGUACGUGUUCACAGACAACACUCCACUGCAGAACUAUAGCAACUGGAAUGAGGGGGAACCCAGCGACCCCUAUGGUCAUGAGGACUGUGUGGAGAUGCUGAGCUCUGGCAGAUGGAAUGACACAGAGUGCCAUCUUACCAUGUACUUUGUCUGUGAGUUCAUCAAGAAGAAAAAGUAACUUCCCUCAUCCUACGUAUUUGCUAUUUUCCUGUGACCGUCAUUACAGUUAUUGUUAUCCAUCCUUUUUUUCCUAAUUGUACUACAUUUGAUCUGAGUCAACAUAGCUAGGAAAUGCUAAACUGAGGUAUGGAGCCUCCAUCAUCAUGCUCUUUUGUGAUGAUUUUCAUAUUUUCACACAUGGUAUGUUAUAGACCCAAUAACUCGCCAGGUUACAUGGGUCUUGAGAGAGAAUUUUAAUUACUAAUUGUGCACGAGAUAUUUGGUUGUCUAUAUGUCAAAUGAGUUGUUCUCUUGGUAUUUGCUCUACCAUCUCUCCCUAGAGCACUCUGUGUCUAUCCCAGUGGAUAAUUUCCCAGUUUACCGGUGAUGAUCAGGAAGGUUGUUGAUGGUUAGGCUAACCUGCCCUGGCCCAAAGCCAGACAUGUACAAGGGCUUUCUGUGAGCAAUGAUAAGAUCUUUGAAUCCGAGAUGCCCAGAUCUUUUACCAGUCACACUCUAUGGCCAUGGCUAUACUUGGAAGUUCUCCUUGUUGGCACAGACAUAGAAAUGCUUUAACCCCAAACCUUUAUAUGGGGGACUUCUAGCUUUGUGUCUUGUUUCAGACCAUGUGGAAUGAUAAAUGCUCUUUUUGUAUUUCUGAUCUAUCGAUUUCACUAACAUAUACCAAGUAGGUGCUUUGAACCCCUUUCUGUAGGCUCACACCUUAAUCUCAGGCCCCUAUAUAGUCACACUUUGAUUUAAGAAAAAUGGAACUCUUGAAAUCAAAAGAAAAAAAUGGGGAAUUGUUCACAAACAAUAUUGGUUAUAGUUCUCUUGCUAAAUUGCCCACUGCUAUUAACUUAACUUCAUUUUUAUUUAUCUUAGGUUUACCUGCAUCAAUUUUAUUCACCUUAGGCAUAGGGAAUGAGGGAAGGAGUUUGUGAAGCCUUAAGAAAAUUCUGGAAGCUUCAAAGUGCUACCAACAUCAUCUCCAGGCCCCCUCGUCCUUGCCUCUAACAUAUCACUAAUGGUGACAUUUCAUGGGAGGCCUUUUACUCUUCAUAAAUAUAUGUCAUAGAAAUCCUACUGGAGAUGUCCCUUCUAAUACUCUGGCAUCACAGAAAUGUGUGAGGCACAGAAUUCGGAACAUGCUUAGAACUCACAUUUACUGAGCUGGUAAAAUUCUACCUUGAACUGUAGAUCAAACCUCAAAGCAGCUUUCACUUGGAAUUUAAAAAUAAACAGUUCAAACAUACUCUAGAUUAUCACCCUAUAAACUUCUACUCCAGUUAUGGUUUCUGACAUAUGAUUAGACUGUUUCAAAUGCUGGCAAAAUGGUUAAUGAAGUAAAAGAAACAGAUCAACAACAUAUGUUCACCUUAAACCAUCUGUUCAUGAUUUCACCCGUGACUAACUGGUUAUGAGAUAGGACUUAAUUAGGUUAUUUCUGUGGGUUCAACAAGGGCCAUAAACUCAGAUCCUACAGGGGCCAGGCAGAUGACUUACCUAAAUGAAGUGGAACAGGUGGGGACCCUAGUGCACUGAGCACAGCUUGCCCUUCCAAAGGAGCCAGCUGCUCCUCAGUGGCUGCUGCUGGUGCUAGGGAGGACCCAAUCUUGCUAAAUGUGCUGAUAUUUCAAGAGAAGUCAGAAAGCUGGGACUUUGUAACAUAAGCUCAUAUUUUAAUAUGUUGGCAACUAAUUAAUUUUUAACCCAAAUUUUAAGUGGGUUAAAAAUUAAUUAAAAUUAAAGAUUUGAGGUCAAAAGUCUUCUAGCUAAAAUUGUGAUCAUUUCAUUUCUUACUUCUGGAGGAAGGUUCAGAAGGUUCUCUAACCGAAUAGAAUGUCAUUAGGAUAUGAUGACAUCAAAGUCAAGAUAUCCCAUUAAUACCUUAUUCAAUUCAGCUUAAUAAUAGGAAUUUGUUAUAUGUUUGACAUUUAUCAGGUUACUAGUUAAACUCUUUUGAGAUGAUAGCACAUGAUAUUUUAAAGGCAGAAAAGCUUAAUAAAAAUUACAAAGCAGGACAUCAAAAGCCAGUAUCCUUGGAUAGAAAGCCAUCCCAGAUCAUGAGGAAUGAAAACCUAGAAACACCUGUAGGAAAAUAAAGCUCAUAUGUAAGAAGAGAGGAAGGAGAGACAUGCAGCAAAUGUUGCCUACGGGCAACUUCAUGUUAAGGAUCCAUGUUCUGAUUUGUUCUAAGCCCCCAAAGUAUGAGUAUUUAUUGUGUGCACUGUUAGUGCUAUUAUUAUUUACUGUGAAUGUUAUAAUAAUAGUUCUCUCAAUGACUCAUGUUGUCUGUGAUGCUUCCAAGAGAAGAUAACAGAACUUCAACAAAUAAGGUAUAUCCUGCAACCUUGCCUGAAAGAAAUUUUGAAGACACCACACACUUAAUUAAAAUUACUAUAAAAACUCAAAUUUGUGAAGCACGUUGUGCUUUAAAAAAUGCCUUCACAUAUCAAUUUUCAUUUGAUUCUGAUAAACUCUGUGAAGGACGAAAAACAGUCAUUUUUACUGCCACUUCCCAAUGAUAAUACUGAGGCCCAAGGAAGCUAAGCAAUUUACCAAAAUCAGCUCACAUAUAAAUGAAUGCCAUUAGCCUGCUGAUUGAAACUGCCAAUGCAGUGUCUUCUCCAAUUUCUGUGCAUUGCUCAUGUAUUGAAUGGAAGUUCAUCCACAAUGGUCUUGUGAUAGCAGGGGCUCAAACAACUUAUCUGUACUACAUUCCAAAGUUAAAGAUGAGGAUUAAUUAACAGAGAUGCUGGAUACAGCAACUUGCCUUACAAAUUUAGUGUUCACUGUUUUGUUUUUCAAUUCACAAAUGUCCACAUAGGCAUUAGUGUUGAGGAGGUGACUUACGGCAGCCACAGUACAAUUCUGCAGGUAACUAGAGAUAUAGGGCAAUCAAAACAGAUAUAUAUAAAAAUCAAUUUUGUUAGUCUUUUCAAAAUACCAGCUCCUCAAUUCCUGGACUUUUUGAUGGGUUUUUCAUGUCUCUAUCUCCUUCAGUUCUGCGCUGAUCAUAGUUAUUUCUUGUCUUCUGCUACCUUUUGAAUGUGCUUGUUCUCGCUUCUCUAGUUCUUUUAAUUUUGAUGUUAGGGUGUUGAUAUUAGAUCUUUCCUGCUUUCUCCUGUUGGCAUUUAGUGCUAUAAAUUUCCCUCUAAACACUGCUUUAGCUGUGUCUCAGAGAUUCUGAGACAAACAUACGUUGUGUAUUUGUUCUCAUUGGUUUCAAAGAACUUAUUUAUUUCUGCCCUAAUUUUGUUAUUCCACCAGUAGUCAGUCAUUCAGGAGCAGGUUGUUCAGUUUCCAUGUAGUUGUGUGGUUUUGAGUGAGUUUUUUAACCCUGAGUUCUAACUUGAUUGGGCUGUGGUCUGAGAGACUGUUUGUUAUGAUUUCCAUUAGUUUGCAUUUGCUGAGGAGUGUUUUACUUCCAAUUAUGUGGUCAGUUUUAGAGUAAGUGCAAUGUGGUGUUGAGAAGAAUGUAUAUUCUGUUGAUUUGGGGUGGAAAGUUCUGUAAAUGUGUGUUAUAUCCGAUAACAAGUUCUGAAAUUGAGGCAGUAAUUAAUAGCCUACCAACCAAAAAAAAAGCCCAAGACUAGACAGAUUCAUAGCUGAAUUCUACCAGAGGUACAAAAAGGAGCUGGAGCCAUUCCUUCAGAAACUAUUCCAGACAAUAGAAAAAGAGGGACUCCUUCCUAACUCAUUUUAUGAGGCCGGCAUCAUCCUGAUACCAAAACCUGGCAGAGAAACAACAACAACAAAAAUUUCAGGCCAAUAUCCUUAAUGAACAUUGAUGUGAAUAUCCUCAAUACAAUAUUGGCAAACCGAAUCCAGCAUCAGAAAGCCUAUCCACCAUGAUCAAGUCGGUGUCAUCCCUGGGAUGCAAGGCUAGUUCAACAUACGCAAACCAAUAAACAUAAUCCAUCACAUAAACAGAACCAAUGACAAAAACCACAUGAUUAUCUCAAUAGAUGCAGAAAAGGCCUUUGAUAAAAUUUAACACCCCUUUAUGCUAAAAACUCUCAAUAAACUAUUUAGUGAUAGAACAUUUCUCAAAAUAAUAAAACUAUUUAUGACAAACUCACAGCCAAUAUCAUACUGAAUAGGCAAAAGCUAGAACCAUUCCCUUUGAAAAUGGGCACAAGACAAGGAUGCCCUUUCUCACCACUCCUAUUCAACAUAGUAUUGGAAGUUCGGGCCAGAGCAAUCAAGCAAAAGAAAGAAAUAAAGGGCAUUCAAAUAGGAAGAGAGGACCUCAAAUUGUCUCUGUUUGCAGAUGACAUAAUUGUAUAUUUAGAAAACCCCAUGGUCUCAGCCCAAAAUCUCCUUAAGCUGAUAAACAACUUCAGCAAAGUCUCAGGAUACAAAAUCAAUGUGCAAAAAUCACAAGCAUUCCAAUACACCAAUAAUAGACAAACAGAGAGCCAAAUCAUGAGUGAACUUCCAUUCACAAUUGCUACAAAGAGAAUAAAAUACCUAAGAAUCCAACUUACAAGGGAAGUGAAGGACCUCUUCAAGAACUACAAACCACGGUUCAAGGAAAUCAGAGACGACACAAACAAAUGGAAAAACAUUCCAUGCUCAUGAAUAGGAAGAAUCUAUAUUGUGAAAAUGGCCAUACUGCCCAAAGUAGUUUGUAGAUUCAAUGCUAUUCCCAUCAAGCUACCACGGACUUUCUUCACAGAAUUAGAAAAAACUACUUUAAAUUUCAUAUGGAACCAAAAAAUAGCCCGUAUAGCCAAGACAAUCCUAAGCAAAAAGGACAAAACUGGAGGCAUCACGUUACCUGAAUUCAAACUAUACUACAAGUCUUCAGUAACCAAAAAAGCAUGGUAUUGGUACCAAAACAGGUAUAUAGACUAAUGGAACAGAACAGAGGCCUCAGAAAUAAUGCUACACAAUUACAACCAUCUGAUCUUUGACAAACCUGACAGAAAUGAGCAAUGGGGAAAGGAUUCCCUAUUUUAAAAAUGUGUUGGGAAAACUGGUUAGCCAUAUGCAGAAAAAUGAAAUUGGACCCCCUUUUUACACCUUAUACAAAAAUUAACUCAAGAUGGAUUAAAGACUUAAAUGUAAGACCUAAAACCAUAAAAACCCUAGAAGAAAACCUAGGCAAUACCAUUCAAGACAUAGGCAUGGGCAAAGACUUCAUGACUAAAACACCAAAAGUAAUGGCAACAGAAGCCAGAAUUAACCAAUGGGGUCUAAUUAAACUAAAGAGCUUCUGCACAGCAAAAGAAACUAUCAUUAGAGUGAACAGGCAACCUACAGAAUGGGAGAAAAUUUUUGCAAUCUAUCCAUCUGACAAAGGGCUAAUAUCCAGAAUCUACAAGGAACUUAAAUUUACAAGAGAAAAACCCCAUCAAUAAGUGGGUGAUAUGAAUAGACACUUCCUAAAAGAAGACAUUUAUGUGGUCAACAGACAGACAAAAAAAAGAUCAUCAUCACUGGUCAUUAGAGAAAUGCAAAUCAAACCACAAUGAGAUAACAUCUCACACCAGUUACAAUGGCAAUCAUUAAAAAGUCAGGAAACAACAGAUGCUGGAGAGGAUGUGGAGAAAUAGGAAUGCUUUUACACUGUCAGUGGGAGUGUAAAUUAGUUCAACCAUUGUGGAAGACAGUGCAGCGAUUCCUCAAGGAUCUAGAACCAGAAAUACCAUUUGACCCAGCAAUCCCAUUACUGGGUAUAUACCCAAAGGAUUAUAAAUCAUUCUACUAUAAAGACACAAGCAAAUGCAUGUGUAUUGCAGGACUUUUCACAAUAGCAAAGACUUGGAACCAACCUAAAUGCCCAUCAAUGAUAGACUGGAUAAAGAAAAUGUGGCACAUAUACACCUUGGAAUACUAUGCAGCUAUAAAAGGAUGAAUUCUUGUCUUUUGCAGGGACAUGGAUGAAGCUGGAAACCAUCAUUCUCAGCAAACUAACACAGGAACAGAAAACCAAACACUGCAUGAUCUCACUCAUAAGUGGGAGUUGAACAAUGAGAACACAUGGACACAGGGAGGGGAACAUCACACACUGGGCCUCUUAGGUGGGUGGAGGGCUAGGGGAGGGAUAACAUUAGGAGAAAUACCUAAUGUAGAUGACAGGUUGAUGGGUGCAGCAAACCACCAUGGCACAUUUAUACCUAUGUAACAAACCUGCACGUUCUCCACACGUAUCUCAGAACUUAAAGUAUAAUUUAAAAAAAAUCAAGAUUUGCCCCAAGCAAAAAUAAGCAUGUAAUUAUUUUCCUCAUAAAAGAAUUCACUAGAGAAGUGAGUCACUGCGCAAACACAGUAGAAAGUUGUACACCCUUGUUAUAGAAAGAUAUAGCAAAUGCUGAUUGCACUUUGGACAACUCACUCACAAACACUGCUGGCAUUUUAAACAGUGCAUUUCAUCCUGCUUAGAUCUGUGUUACCCAAAUAUGAGCAGCUCUAAUUGUCCUUAAUCAAACAAUUUCCAGGUCUUUGGAUUGUAUCCUUUGAGGCAGCAAGAUACUUGUGAAAUGGUAAAAGUAAACUAAACAGCAUCACUCACAGCAUCAACAUAUUGAGACUAAAUUUUCUCAGGUAUUAUCAAUGAUAGGAAAAUGACAGUGUGAUUCCUUCCAGGGUAGUACUGGUUUGACAGCAUCACUUAGAAAUUAAAAAUCUAGAUCUGAUAUCGCAACUGCCUGAAGGUCACACCAACUGUGCUUCUUACUAGUUGUUCAUAUUAGGAGAAUAUCUUAAGUGCUCUAAACUUUGUUUUUCUAAUCUACAUAGUUCUUCCCCACAUAAUGUGAUGAAUAAAAGAUGCAAUGUAAGGAGGUAUUUAAUGGAGUACCAGCAAAAUAAGUUAUAUGAAUGCAAAAAAACUUAGCCAUUACUACCAACUACCUCUACUGCCAGACUCAUGUUGAAAAGAAAACAUAUUUUAACACAUAUUAAAACUUACCUAUGUGAAUAUAUGUCUAUCAUAUAUAUACUGUACAUACAACAUAUAUAUGCAUAUACUAAGUGUGUGUGUGUACAGCACAAUAAAUUUUUUAUACUUAUUUAUAGAUAAAAUUUUUAUGUGAGGAAAGGUGAACAAAUUUGCCAAAAGUUGUACUGCUUGUUAGAAUUAGACCUGAAGUCCAUCACUGGAUAUGAUUGAUUCUAAAACUAUCUAUACCUUUUUAUAGGAUGCAAUUUAUCUGAACCUAUGGUGAUCACAUAAAAUUAACUAUUUUCUACUUAAAAAUGAAAUCAUUAACUUGUAUCUCCUUGGGUUUGUAAGGCCUUCAUAAUAUAGCCAAAUCCUUUAAAAUUCAUGUGUUGGGGGGACAUCUGACAUGUCCUUUCACGUGGGAUUGAAGGAAAGGAGCCACUGGCCACAGAUAUUGUACAUAUGGAUCCUUUUAUGAACAUAAGACUUUAUUUUGCUGUUUCCCUAAUACAUAGUCAUGCAGUUCAUAUUUGAACAUUUUUGGUAAUCUGGUAAGCCUAUUUAAAAGUUUUUUCUUAUAGUGACCUAAAAUAUACUUUUCUCUGAUUUCCA